Molecule: messenger RNA, 3764 nt
Organism: Myotis lucifugus (little brown bat)
Lineage: Eukaryota; Metazoa; Chordata; Mammalia; Chiroptera; Vespertilionidae
Product: zinc finger protein 501-like
Exons: 3
Coding region: 601-2229 (542 amino acids)
Biological process (GO): regulation of transcription by RNA polymerase II
Cellular component (GO): nucleus
Molecular function (GO): RNA polymerase II cis-regulatory region sequence-specific DNA binding; DNA-binding transcription activator activity, RNA polymerase II-specific
Source: RefSeq, a predicted model, not a curated record
CUUAAGCGGUCGGCGGUACUUGAAUGCAGAGUCCCCUGGAAAAGGCUGGAGAGUGGUCGUCGCCGCCUCACAGCCCAUGGUGGGAGCCUCCAGUGGUGCUCACAGUGCACACGUGGGAUUGAAGCUCGGAGUCGCCACCAGACCCGCCCAGGGCCGGGACAGGGACCGCCAUUCCUGCAGCGGCUUCUGCUCCCGCCCCGCUCCUCCCACCGAGUGCAAUGGAGGCGCCGGUGCUGAGGAGCUGGGCUGAGGUGAGUGUGUCCCCCGGGUCCUCCCCUCAUCGCUACUUAUACCGACAGGACAGCCCGGGUGCAGGCGCCUGUCCCGUCCUGCAGCUCAGUCCCGCGUGGAGGACCGUGAGGAAGGUGGAGGGGAGAGAGGAGUGUUGUGGCUUCUGAGGACACAGCAAGUGCAGAGCAGAGAGGACGGGGGUGACUUGCAUCUGAAGGUCCCUGAGGAUGUGGCUGUGAAUAUUGACGGAAAGAGCAGAGGCUGCAGGGAGGACGGCACAGACUAAUUCGGGGCUUUCCCGGCUGUGGGUCCAUCAGGGGCCUGGGGUGGUCCUGGAUCCGGCUGGACUACAAGCUCUCUACACGCCAUAUGCCAAGUUCAUGGGUUGGCGUGACCUUUGAGGACAUUGCCCUGUACUUCUCCAGGGAGGAAUGGAGCCUCCUUGAUGAGGGUCAGAGACAGCUGUACCUGAAUGUGAUGCUGGAGAACUUUGAACUUAUGUCCUCGCUGGGUUGCUGCUGUGGAGAAAAGAAUGUGGAGGCCACGACUGAACAAAAGAUUUCUAUUAGAUUUUCACAGGCAAGGAAUCCCAAGUUACCGUUGUCUUCCCAGAAGAGCCACCCCUGUGAGAAUUGUGGGCUAGUCCUGGGAAACAUUUUCCGCGUGAUGGAACUGCAGGAAACACAACACAGACAGAUUCUGUUGAGGUGUGGGGCAUGUGCAAAACGGUUUUAUUUGUGUGCAAAAUUUCACCAGCAGCAUGUGAGAGAGCAGACUUACAUAAGAGGCUUGGAAAGGAUGUCACUUGCAAACAGCUGCAAUUUCAGUGUGUCCCAGAAUCAUUUCACAUGCGGGGAGGUUGGGCAGAGUGUCCUUACGGGGUCAGGACAUCUCCACCUAAAGGAUACUCAGACCAGGAACAGUCCAAGUGCUAUUUUGAAGCGUGGGAUGAUGUUUCAAAGUAAAAAAAAUUAUUUCAGCAGAAAAGAAUGUAAGAAAGACAUCAGUUGCACCCACACGUUUAUUCUGGAAAAAGGUGUUUAUCUUGGAAGUGCAUGUGGUGUGUGCUCUGAAUGUGGAAAAUAUUGUACCAAAUUUUCUAGGUUUCAUUAUCAACAGAGAGAUCACACUGGAGAAAGGGCAUAUCACUGCAGUGAAUGUGGGAAAUAUUUUACCAGGAUCCGUGAUCUUCAUUGUCAUCAGAGAUUUCAUACAGGACAAAAGCCUUAUACAUGCAGUGAGUGUGGGAAAUCUUUUACCUGGAGCACUGCUCUUCGUUAUCAUCAGAUGGUUCACACUGAAGAAAAGCCUUAUAAAUGCAGUGAAUGUGGAAAAUCUUUUAAAAGUAGAAGUGGUUUCCGAUAUCAUCAGAGAGUUCAUACUGGAGAAAAGCCUUUUCAAUGCAGUGAAUGUGGAAAAUCUUUUACUACUAAGAAAGACCUUUAUCAACAUCAGAGAGUUCAUACGGGAGAAAAGCCUUAUCAAUGCAGUGAAUGUGGGAAAUCUUUUACCCAGAGCAAUGCCCUUCGUUAUCAUCAGAGAGUUCAUACUGGAGAAAAGCCUUAUAAAUGCAGUGAGUGUGGGAAAUCUUUUACCCGGAGCAUUGCCCUUCGUUAUCAUCGGAGAGUUCAUACAGGAGAAAAGCCUUAUAAAUGCAGUGAUUGUGGAAAAUCUUUUAAAGGUAGAAAAGGUCUCCAAUAUCAUCAGAGAGUUCACACUGGAGAAAAGCCUUAUCAGUGCAGUGAAUGUGGGAAAUCUUUUCCCGUUAGCAAUGACCUUCAUCGUCAUCAGAGACUUCAUACAGGAGAAAAGCCUUAUCAAUGCAGUGAAUGUGGGAAGUCUUUUACCACUAAUACCAUCCUUCAUCGACAUCAGAGAGUUCAUACAGGAGAAAAGCCUUAUAAAUGCACUGAAUGUGGGAAAUCUUUUAAAAGGAGCAGUAGUCUCCAGUAUCAUCAGAGAGUUCACACUGGAGAAAGCCAAUAUGAGUGCAAUUAAUGUGAGGUAUAUCCCAGCCAAAUUUCUAAAUUCGCUCCGUGCAUAAGAGUACAAAUGAGAGAAAUUUCUUAGAUGUGUAGGAAAUUUAAUUUCUUAGUUUGGACAUAACAAUAGUACAGGAAAAUUUCUGAAUCCUCAUUUUUCGGAAUUGUAUCUCAUUUAUUUAAUCACCUAUAUUCUGUAAAGCUCCCAUAAGUGUUUUUGCUUUUCUGUUUGUGUGGUUUUCGUUGGCACACUGUGUAAUUAUGUUGCACGUUCUAACAUACAGAGAUGUCCUGCCAGAUCUAUGUCACUGCAUAUUUCUGUUGCUGAAGACAUUUCACCUGAACCACCUAUAAGGCCCCUACAAAUGGCAUCAGUCACCAUCCUCAUGUGCCCAGGGAAGCUAACUCUGUUGUCGAAUUUGUUGAAGAAAAUGAGGAAUACCUGAGCCCUUGUUUCUUACUUGUUUCCCUGUCAUGAGUCGCCACAUAGGACUGAUUACUGUUGGCCCCAGUAAACAUAAUGUUGCAGAGGGACUGCCAUUUUCAGGGACAUGCUUUGCCUGAACGCUGGUGGUGAGUUUAUUGAGUACUUAGUCGUCAAUGGAAGAACUGCCAGUCUCCUCUCUCUUUGGUAGGUAAAAUAAUGAAGGCUUUUUCCUAAGACUUCUUUAAUCUGGGGUGUUCUAUUUACUGUGUAGGUUAGCUUAUAGAAAGAUUUGGGCUCUUCAAUGGUGAUGAGGUGAAAACUUGUUUGGGUUCUUAAACAUUUUUGCCUUUGGGGGAACAGUAUGGUGCAGGAUUAGCUCAGCAGUUUUUGGCAAAUUUACACUGUGCCCAUAUUUUCCUUGGAAGCACUGUGGACUCUCUAAUCGUCCUGUGAUGUUUGGAUGCUUUGAGACACAGAGAUCACUGCAAAGAGGGGGUAGCUGUGACAACCUCAAGUAUGUCUGGGAGCAUGAACUUAUUUUCUCAUUUGCAAGGGAUGCCAAUACAUGUGAAGGGAAUCUCUUGCCCAGGUCUUACAGAGGGCCAUGUGUCCUAAUGCCUACUGACCUGAUUGUUGUUGGGUGAGACUGCAGCCCAUUAGAUGGAAUGGUCCUCCUCUAACUGUGCAUCCAGGAAUUAGUUUGAGGAAAAGACAACAGGAGCUGUGUGUACACAGAUCUGAGGGACUGCAGGUAUUUUAUUUUUUGUGAAGGAGUCAUUAUCAUUGAUUAGAAUCAAGAUGGUUUGUGGCUCCUGUAGCUUCUCAGAUGUUCCCAUCAGAGCCAUUGGUGUGCUGGCAGGAAAACCAAGAUGGAGACUAAGGCCGUCCUUGGUCCAGGGAUGUGGCUUUUGUGGAUUUUGGUGAAAGUUCUUCAUUGUUUGUUAAUUUUCUGUCACUGAGAUGAGACUCUCACUCAGAUGGCAGAAGUAUGUGGAUUGAAUAUAGAGUUUCCAAACCUGUUCUUCCAGAAUAGGUGAAUGUACAUUUGUUUUAUUGUGAACUAUUGUUAACAGCUGUAAUGAGUAUGCACAUGUGUUAAGUAUAUUAGUUUCCUAAAUCUAUAU